This is a messenger RNA of Amoebophrya sp. A120, 1815 nucleotides long. The record is from the annotation of a GenBank genome assembly. NCBI's taxonomy places the organism in Eukaryota, Dinophyceae, Syndiniales, Amoebophryaceae.
CCGAUUCAAAAACGUAGCAGAAAAGUUCUGUACGAGAGAGAAAACUAAAUUGGUACUCUGGUGUACUGUAUUUUAUCGUACUUGAAUGAUUUUGGCAGGAUUAAAUCGCACCGGCUCCGCCCGACAUUUCAUAAAUUUUCUUUUUGAAGCUUGUAUCGAUAUGAGGAGUUGAUUUUUUAUUUUUUAGAAGUUUUCACAUCUUCUUCUUCAAGACCACGCAUCCAAAAAGAAAAAUGAUUGGCAACGGCGAGGCAUAUGCAAACCGAAACCCGGAUAGCAGAAACACGUUCUACGACACGACAAUCGGCGAAGGAAAAUACAAGAGUGUUGGAGACGGGAGGUAUCAUAACGGGGAGCCAUGCGUUUGCAAGUUUCUCAAGACGGGCACCACGUUUAGUGACGAUUGCUUCCUCGAUGACGUAAAAAAUGCUGAAGCAGCUUUGCCGUACAUCGCUGGAUUUCAUGAAUAUGUGCGAAAGUCCUUGCCGCAGUAUGCAGGGAGCAUAUCGAUCAAGGUUAACAUACCCGAAGUCUGGUCGCAGUCUAGUAACGGCUGGGGAAAGGGACAAAAGUUUCUGGUCGAACCCUUAGUGCCGAACUUUCAGAAGUUCAACAGUAAUUCCGGGGCUGCAGACACAACUGCCGAAGUAGCACAGGCACUCAGUCACUACAGCUAUCACGUUUCUGAUGGUCGCGAGCUGCUCUGUGAUUUGCAGGGUGGGAAGAUUGGAAACUCCUACAUACUCUCGGAUGUCGUAAUUAUGAGCGCGGACAAGAAGUACGGCAACACCGAUCUUGGCUUGCCGGGAAUCGAAAACUUCUGCGCCGAGCACGAAUGCGGCCGGUUUUGUAGCAGAGAGUGGAAAAAUUGGAGCAACGCCAAGCGCCGCUACCAGCCAGUUAUGUCCACAACAAUCACCCUCGACGUCGCUCAUGUUCCCACUCCGCACACGAACAGGCAACACGUGCGCGAAUUUCCUUGCGAUAUUCUGUUUACGCAAAACAGCAUCAAGGGCCAGGUACUUCACUGGUUGGGCAAAAAUGAAUGGAUUUCCGCGUUUUCGUGCUGUCCACAGUUUGUGUUGUUGUUAGUGUUUGGAUGGAAAAAUAAGUAUACUUUACACUCACGACAUGGACUUCUUGGACUUUUGCUGUCAGAAAUCUUGAUGCGUAGUACUGAUAUAAAAAUGAUUGAAGCGAAUACGAAAACUCAGUUUCAAGACGGCAGAACGCUUCUGGAUACCGCGUUGGAGCUCGCCCGGCAAGACAUUCAAAAGCGCGAUAUUCCGAUGAUUACUGCAGUCCGCUACCAGGGAGAUUUAUGGACGCUCGACAAUCGUCGACUUGCAGUGUUUCGUCUGCUGCAGAUGGCGAACAAGCUCCACAAAAUCAAGGUGGAAGUGGUUUCCUUUGAUCGGGUUGAGGACGAGUUCAAUCGAAAAUGGGACGGCGCCAACGGUCACACGAUAGCCAUCCGACAAACCAACUAUGUCAUUGGGCGGAGCGAGUCAAGCACACAGUAUCCUGGGUUGGCGCAGAUCCGGAACACCUAUCCAAGCGAGAGCUCGACGGACGCAGCGCUUUCCAUCUUCCUGGGUACGCUAGUCGACAAUUAGAAUUCGCCACAGUCGCCGCAGGGGUUCGGGUUGUUUAGGUUUGGGAUGAGUCACAGUGACUUCUGAAUGCUCCAUUCCAGCAGCAGCACAACAUCGCUGAAGAUCACGCUUUGAAUUCUAUAAUCCCUUGGUGACCAGAUAAUGUAGAAGAGUUUUUUUUUUAUCUUAAAGCCAAACCUGCUAAAGUCGAUAUCGACCG